CGGGAUCUGGCGCGAGAUAGGUUAGAACAUGAGAUCGAGAAAAAGGAGAAAGUCUUCGCCUCGAGUCAAAAUUGAAAAGAGUGACGAUUUAUGUAAAUAUCCCGAUAACGAACCGUCGAAACUGCCGUUUGCAGUUGGGGAUGAAGUUUUAGCUUGCUGGCAAGAUGGUCUGUUCUAUUUAGCUGUUGUUAAAACGAUUAAUACAGAAAAAUCAAAAUGUCAAGUUACUUAUGAAGAUGAUUCAGUUUAUUGGGUUUUGUUCAAGCACAUUAGAACAGUUGCAAAGAGCAAAGAUACGUUUACAUGUUCUAUAUGUGAAACAAAUGAAUCUACUGAUCAAAAUUGCAUUGUUCUAUGUGACAACUGUUUUCAUGGAUAUCACCAAACAUGCCAUACACCAGUCAUUGAUAAGCAAAGUGUGGAAUCAGAAUGGCUAUGCAGAUUCUGUGUAUUUUCUAAAGCUGUCAAGGCUGGUGGUGCUUUAAAGUGUGGAGUUUAUGCUGAUGCUUUACUUGCCAUGAAAUCUAUCUUACCAUAUAAUUUGAAUACUUUACAAUGGGAUGCUCAUCAUAAAUGUAAUACUGAUGAAGUAUAUUGCUAUUGUGCAGGUCCAGGAUUGUGGUAUUACAAGAUGUUGGAAUGCCAGAAGUGUAACCAGUGGUUCCAUGAAGCAUGCCUACAGUGCCUGGACUUUCCUCUUUUAUUGGGUGAUAGGUUUUAUUAUUUUUUGUGUGCUGUAUGUAAUAAUGGUGAAGAAUAUCUUAAACGUAUUCAACUAAAAUGGACUGAUAUUGCUGCAUUGGUAUUAUAUAAUCUUUCCUUGAAGUACCACAAAAGAGGCUUCAAAAACAACGACGUUGAAUGCUUUUUACGUGACAACUGGGAUGCAUUGCAAUGUGGCAAUUUGUAUUACACCCCAGAAAGAGAACGAAUGGAAAAACUCGUUGAAGUUAUGAAAAAACAGAAACGCAAAUUUCGUUGUCAAAGCGGUGGCAGUGGUAUUGUGACUUGGUCAUUAUUUAUUCGUUGUGCUCCCUUCCCAACGAAAGCGAGUUUACUUCAUGAAGCAAAGUUGAGGGAGGACGAGAGUGGUGGAACGACUUCGGAGGUCCCUGAUUGUAACGGAAAUUAUUUACAAGACGACGACGAUAUUGAAGACAAUUCAUCAACGUCGAAUGAGAUGAAUCAUGGAAGUGAGAUUGGCACAUCAGAGUCCUCGACUAGUGAACAAGUUCCUCUCUUUCCAUCUCUCUCCAUGUUUAAAUACUUAAUGCCGGAGUGCAGUUCUCGGGCGAGCGAAAGCCCGGAUGCCUUAUCGGUCUGUGAGCGUUACUCCGACCUUUGUCAAAUGCCUGGUGAUAAACGGCCGCGAUCACGUGACUCAGCGGAUUCAUCAUCUCUGAAUGAACCAAUAGAAAAACGUUUUGUAAAUUACGUUGAGCGUCUAUCCAAUGGUGUAACGUCGUACGCGGGAACCAAUGGUCGGCUGGCUUGUGGCGAGAAUUGUAAGCUACUUGGUCGAAGAUUUGCAAGAAACGGCCGGAUCGAAUAUCUAGUUCAAUGGAGUGGUGUUACACCUGACAGUUUUUGACAAAUUGUGGUUAAAUUUUCAGGCGAAAUUGGAACUGUCUUGGAAUUAAAUUUACGGUUGUAAAACGGCAUACAAUGAAAUUUGAGUUAAAGCGAGAUAAAUUUUAAUCGACUUUUGUUUACAGGCUAAAACAUGUUUCUGCUAUGGUGAUAAUAGUAUAUAUUGCAUGUAUGUUGAAGUUGGAACAUAAACUACUAAUUGUUAAUUAGAAAAGGUUUUAUUUUGUCGUGAACGGUGAACUGGCAUAUUUUAUCAAAUGUCCGCAAUUAUAAAUAUUAAGAUUAAAUAUUAAGAUUAUUUAAGUUUAUUUCAGAAAGAUAACUGCUAAAAAUAUCUGCAAACAUAAUUUGUACCCUGAUUGUUUUGUUAUUAUUACUGUAUUAGUACAAUUCUUAGGGACUACAGAGUCUGUUUAAAAGUGGUGGACCAAGAAAAAUUUAUUUAAUGAUUUUUUGUAUGAGAAAAAGGGGGACGUUCACCUUCGAUCCCCCUGCAAUUAAAAUUGUAGUUUAAUUAUUUUCAAAAUUUCAAAAAAAUCGGUAACGCGGGACCAAAGGAAAAAUUGUGAUUUUCGUCAAUUUUUUGAAAUUUAAAAAUUCGGUUCCAAAUGCCUCGAAAUGGUUGAAAACUAAGCAGAAUUGCGUUCUUUGAUGAAAACAGUACAUUUGAAC
Molecule: messenger RNA, 2262 nt
Organism: Dendronephthya gigantea
Lineage: Eukaryota; Metazoa; Cnidaria; Anthozoa; Malacalcyonacea; Nephtheidae
Product: metal-response element-binding transcription factor 2-like
Exons: 16
Coding region: 29-1591 (520 amino acids)
Biological process (GO): chromatin organization; regulation of DNA-templated transcription
Cellular component (GO): nucleus
Molecular function (GO): chromatin binding; DNA binding
Source: RefSeq, a predicted model, not a curated record